GCAAGCUAGCAUUGGUAGCAAGAGACGAGUGAUCAAAUUAAGAUAGAUCAUAUCAAAUUAAGCUAGUAUAUAUCCAUCGUUAAGAGUUUGAGGAAUUUUCAGACAAAUAUAUGUUGUGUGGGUUCUUGUACUCUUAGACUUCAAUUUCUCUUAAUGAAUGUUCAGCUGUUGAAGUGGGUGCUCUUUGUUUGUCUUUAGGAGAAAAAGGAGAGCACUUAUUGAUUUCGAUUCUUAGUGAUUGAGGAUGACACGAUCUUGUAACUGUCUGAUAUGGCAUCUUCAUCUGCUGUUCCUCAUAAAAGGAAGUAUGAUGUGUUCCUUGGUUUUAGAGGCAAGGAUGCGCGCAAUAAUUUUACCAGUCAUCUCUAUGAAGCUUUGUGUCGUAAGAAAAUCAAGACCUUUAUUGAUGAUAGGCUUGAAAGAGGAGAAGAAAUUACCCCUGCCCUUCUGGAAACGAUUGAAGAAUCAAGAAUUUCUGUGGUAAUUUUCUCUAAGAACUAUGCAUCUUCUCCGUGGUGUUUGGAUGAACUGGUUAAAAUACUUGAAUGCAAAGAGACUGAUGGGCAGAUUGUUUUACCGGUCUUCUAUCAAGUGGACCCAUCUGAUGUUGAUGAACAGACUGGGAGUUUUGGAAAUGCAUUUGCUGAGCUUGAAAAAUUUUUUAAGGGGAAGAUGGACAAGGUGCCAAGGUGGAGGGCUGACUUGACAAAAGCAGCCAGUAUAUCUGGAUGGGAUUCACAGGUUACUAGUCCGGAGGCCAAACUAGUAACAGAAGUUGUGCAAACUAUCUGGAAAAGGUUAAAUCGUGCAUCCCCAAGCAAAUUAAGAGGUCUGGUUGGAGUAGAUUCACGCAUUGAGCAAAUCAACAAAUUACUAUCAACUAAUGUCCGCAAAAUAGGAAUUUGUAUAGGCAAGACAACUAUUGUGGAAGCUUUCUUCUAUAGCAUCUCAAGUCAAUUUGAAGUCUGCCACUUUCUUCCGAACAUAAGGAAGGAAUCAGAAAAGGGUCGAUUAAAUGAUCUACGAGAUGAACUUCUUUCUAAAUUACUGGAGGAAGAAAAUCUUCACAUUGGCACACCACAUAUAGGACCUACUAUCAUCCAGGAUAGACUCCGCCGAAAGAAAGUUCUCCUUGUUUUGGAUGAUGUGAAUGAUGUACGACAAUUCCAGCAUUUAAUUGAAGAGCGUUCGUUUGGUGAAGGAAGCGUUGUUGUUAUCACAUCAAGAGACAAGCAAGUACUUAAGAAUGUAGUUGACGAAAUAUACGAGGUUGAGGGACUGAAUUACCGGGAAGCUCUUCAUCUCUUUAGUUUGCAUGCAUUUAAGGAUAACCAGCUCCCAUACAAUUAUAUGGAGCUGUCUGUGAGGGCAAUAAAUUACGCUAAAGGGAAUCCAUUAGCUCUUAAAGUCUUAGGUUCCUUUCUAUUUGGCAGAACGACAAAAGAAUGGGAAAGUGCAUUGAACAAGGUUGAAAAACUAACUCGGCAAAAAGUUCAUAGUGUGUUGAGAAUAAGUUAUGAAGCACUUGAUAGUGAAGAGAAGAGUAUAUUUCUGGACAUUGCAUGUUUCUUUAGAGGGCAUCGAGUUGAUUUUGUAAAGCGGAUACUAGAUGGCUGCGGUUUCAAAACAGAUAUUGGAUUUAGUGUUCUCAUUGACACGUGUCUCAUUAAACUUUCAGAUGACAAGGUUGAAAUGCAUGAUCUUUUGCAAGAAAUGGCCCAUGAAAUUGUUCGUAAAGAAUCUCUUGACGAGCUAGGAGGACAAAGCAGAUUGUGGAGUCCUAAAGAUGUACAUCAAGUGUUGACCAAUAAUCUGGGAACUGGAAAAGUUGAAGGGAUAUUCUUGGAUGUUUCAAAAAUAAGACAAAUUGAAUUGAGUUCUACAGCCUUGGAAAGGAUGUAUAAGCUUAGACUGCUAAAAAUUUAUAAUUCUGAAGCUGGAGUUAAAUGCAGAGUGCAACUUCCUCAUGGCCUCAAGUCUCUUUCCGAAGAGUUGAGGUAUCUCCAUUGGGAUGGAUACCCUUUGACAUAUUUGCCUCGCAAGUUUUGUCCAGAGAACCUUGUUGAGCUUAACCUAUCAUCUAGCAAGGUUAAGCAGUUGUGGAGAGGAGACCAGAAUCUCGUCAAUUUAAAAGAUGUCAACCUCAGCAAUUGUGAGCACAUAACUUCCCUGCCAGACCUUUCAAAGGCCAGAAACCUUGAGAGAUUGAAUCUUCAAUUCUGUACAAGUUUGGUUAAGGUUCCUUCAUCUAUACAGCUUCUGGACAAGCUUAAUGAUUUAGAUUUGAGAGGCUGCACAAGCCUAAUCAAUCUGCCCAGCAGAAUUAAUUCAAGAUGUCUGAAGAGUCUCAACCUUUCUGGUUGUUCAAAUCUCAAGAUGUGCCCAGAGACUGCAAGGAAACUGACAUAUUUAAAUUUAAAUGAGACUGCUGUUGAAGAGCUUCCCCAAUCAAUAGGGGAACUCAACGGACUUGUCGCGUUGAAUUUGAAGAACUGCAAACUCUUGGUGAAUCUUCCAGAAAACAUAUAUUUGUUGAAAUCUCUUCUAAUCGUCGACAUCUCUGGCUGCUCAUCUAUCAGCAGGUUUCCUGAUUUUUCGAGGAAUAUAAGAUACUUGUACUUGAAUGGAACUGCAAUAGAAGAACUGCCAUCUUCAAUUGGUGAUCUAAGGAAACUCAUUUAUUUAGACUUUUCCGGUUGCUCAAGUAUCACGGAGUUUCCAAAGGUUUCAAAUAAUAUAAAGGAGCUGUAUUUAGAUGGGACAGCAAUACGAGAGAUUCCCUCUUCAAUAGAAUGUUUGUUUGAACUUGCUGAAUUGCACCUGCGAAACUGCAAACAAUUUGAGAUUCUUCCAAGCAGCAUCUGCAAGUUGAGAAAACUGUGGAGGCUUAAUCUCUCAGGUUGCCUCCAAUUUAGGAAUUUUCCAGAAGUUUUGGAGCCGAUGGUAUGUUUGAGAUAUCUCUAUUUAGAACAGACAAGUAUAACAAAGUUGCCUUCACCGAUUGGAAAUCUGAUGGGACUUGCCUGCUUGGAAGUGGGAAACUGCAAAUAUCUAGAUCACAUCGCAUGUUUUGGUGACUUGCAAUUGCCCAGGAGAUGCAUGGAUUUAGAUUGUUUGCGUAAGCUAAGUCUAGAUGGUUGCAGUCUAUCGCAAGUGCCGGACAGUCUUGGUCUUUUAUCGUCACUAGAAGUGUUAGAUCUAAGUGGAAACAAUUUGAGGAGUAUUCCUAGAAGCAUCAAUAAACUCUUGGAGUUGCAAUAUCUAGGAUUAAGGAAUUGCAAGAGACUUGAAUCAUUACCGGAGCUUCCACCACGGCUAUCAAAGUUGGAUGCAGACAUUUGCGAGAGUUUGAAUUAUCUAGAUUCAAGCUCAUCAACUGUAGUUGAGGGGAACAUUUUUGAAUUCAUUUUCACUAAUUGCUUGAGCUUGUGUAGGAUCAAUCAAAUCUUGCCGUUCUCAUUAAUGAAAUUUCAACUUUAUACCGAAAGGCUCCAUCAGCUGCCCGAUGUUCCAGAAGGGGCAUGUAGUUUCUGCCUCCCUCGAGGUGUCUCUCCGCAGUGGCAUAGCCAUAAAAGUUGGGGAUCUACAGUAACAUGUCAGCUGUCUUCACAUUGGGCUAAUAGCAAGUUCUUGGGUUUCUCUCUUUGCGCUGUCAUUGCAUUUCAUUCUUUCGGCCAUAGUUUCCAGGUUAAAUGCACAUAUCACUUCCGCAAUGAGCACGGUGAUAGCCAUGAUCUCUAUUGCUAUCUCCAUGGUUGGUAUGAUGAGAGGCGCAUCUGCUCAGAGCACAUAUUUGUGGGAUUUGAUCCCUGUCUGGUUGUCAAAGACAAGGAUAUGUUUAGUAAAUACAGUGAGGUCACAGUUGAAUUCCAACCAGAAGAUAUGAACGGCAUUCUCUUAGCAUUAGAUCUUUGUCAAGUACGCGAGUGUGGGGUUCGUCUACUGGAUGCCAAAGAUAAACAUGGAUUGGAAACAAGGUUCCAAGCCUAUAGAGCAAGGUUCCAAGCCCUUAGGGCAAGAUUGCAAGCCCAGAGAGCAAAGGAUGCAAGCCCAGAGAUCAGGUAUAUUUAA
Populus nigra (black poplar) is the source of this 4071-nucleotide messenger RNA. RefSeq names its product disease resistance protein RPV1-like. Gene Ontology annotation, biological process: defense response; signal transduction. NCBI's taxonomy places the organism in Eukaryota, Viridiplantae, Streptophyta, Magnoliopsida, Malpighiales, Salicaceae. Gene Ontology annotation, molecular function: ADP binding; protein binding. Bases 271 to 4071 code for a protein of 1266 amino acids. The transcript is spliced from 7 exons. The record is from RefSeq and is a predicted model, not a curated record.